Molecule: messenger RNA, 867 nt
Organism: Pipistrellus nathusii (Nathusius's pipistrelle)
Lineage: Eukaryota; Metazoa; Chordata; Mammalia; Chiroptera; Vespertilionidae
Source: the annotation of a GenBank genome assembly
AUGCUGGGGGCCGGGGCGGUUGAGGGAGCCGCCGUGGCGCUCCUGCGGCUGCUGCUGCUGCUGCUGCCGGCGCUCGGCGGGCCGGGGCUCGGCGUGGUCGGCGCGGCGGGAGCCGGGCUGCCCGACAGAGUGAUUUGGGCCGUCAACGCGGGCGGCGAGGCGCAUGUGGACGUGCACGGGAUCCACUUUCGCAAGGACCCUUUGGAAGGCCGGGUGGGCCGAGCCUCUGACUAUGGCAUGAAACUGCCAAUCCUCCGAUCCAGCCCCGAGGACCAGAUCCUAUAUCAAACAGAACGGUACAAUGAGGAGACCUUUGGCUAUGAAGUGCCCAUCAGGGAGGAAGGGGACUACGUGCUGGUGUUGAAAUUCGCUGAGGUCUACUUUGCACAGUCCCAGCAGAAGGUAUUUGAUGUGCGAUUGAAUGGCCAUGUCGUGGUGAAGGACUUGGAUAUCUUCGAUCGUGUUGGACACAGCACAGCUCACGAUGAAAUCAUCCCUAUGAGCAUCAGAAAAGGGAAGCUGAGCGUCCAGGGGGAAGUAUCCACCUUCACAGGAAAACUCUACAUCGAGUUUGUCAAGGGGUACUAUGACAAUCCCAAAGUCUGUGCGCUCUACAUCAUGUCGGGGACAGUGGAUGAUGUACCAAAGCUGCAGCCUCAUCCAGGACUGGAGAAGAAAGAAGAGGAAGAGGAGGAAGAAGAAUACGAUGAAGGAUCUAAUCUCAAAAGACAGACCAAUAAGAACCGGGUGCAGUCAGGCCCCCGCACGCCCAACCCCUACGCCUCGGACAACAGCAGCCUCAUGUUUCCUAUCCUGGUGGCCUUCGGAGUCUUCAUUCCAACUCUCUUCUGCCUCUGCCGGUUGUGA